Molecule: messenger RNA, 1323 nt
Organism: Clonostachys solani
Lineage: Eukaryota; Fungi; Ascomycota; Sordariomycetes; Hypocreales; Bionectriaceae
Source: the annotation of a GenBank genome assembly
AUGGUUCGUGGCCUUCGGCUCGGGCGGUCUGACCCAGAGACUGAAAAGGCCACUACAGAUCUCGAAAGUAAUCAAGAAACUCUAGAGAACAGUCCAGAGAACAGCACAGCGGUCUCGAAUGCUGUCCCCGAUGGAGGUCUACGUGCCUGGGUUCAGGUUCUCUUGAUGCACAUUGUUUUCAUGAAUACCUGGGGAGUCGCAAAUGGUUACGGGGUCUUCCAGGAGUACUAUACACAACAUCUACCCGAGUCACAAUCGACCAUUUCUUGGAUCGGGAGUGUUCAAGUCUGCCUGCUCUUCCUAGUCGGCGUUGUCGCUGGCCGUAUCACGGAUGCUGGCUAUUUCCGGAUAGUCUUCACCGUCGGUGUCUUAUUACAACUGCUUGGCAUCUUUCUUGCCUCCCUCACCUCCAAAUACUGGCAGAUAUUCCUCUCUCAAGCUCUUUGCGUAGGUCUGGGAAACGGGUUUGCCUUUGUACCUUCUUUGACCGUCAUGGCGUCGUAUUUCAAGCAGAACCGGGCCUUCGCUGUUGGUUUAGCUGCGGCGGGCGGUGGCACCGGGGGUCUGAUAUACCCCACGCUCAUUAAUCAGCUGGUCAAUAACGAUAGUAUCGGCGGAUAUCCAUGGACAAUGCGCAUCAUGGGGUUCCUGAUGUUGGCAACAUACAUUCCAUGCGUCAUAUGGUUUGCGCCGAGAUUACCAGCUCGACGAGGAGGGCAAUUCAUCGACACUGCUGCUUUCAAGGAGGUGCCGUUCAUCUUGUUUGCGCUGAGCCAAUUCACUUCGUUCUGGGGUCUGUAUUUCGCCUUCUUCUUCAUGGGAACAUUCGCCCGUGAUAUCAUCGGCAUCGCCCAGCCAAUAAACCUAGUCAUGGUGCUGAAUGGCUGCGGCAUUGUCGGCCGUAUUCUCCCCAACUUCCUAGCCGACAGGUGGACCGGCCCUCUUAACAUGCUAAUCCCUCUCAAUCUGGGAGCAGCCAUCCUGAUUUACUGCUGGUCUGCCAUCCGCACCGAGAGCGGCCUGUAUGUCUUUGCUAUCCUCUACGGCAUCCUGGCGGCCGCCUUGCAAGCAUUAUAUCCCGCCUUGGCGACGACUAUGACGCCCGACCCCGACAAAACCGGGACCAGGGUCGGGAUGAUAUUCAGCUUUGUCAGUAUUUCCACCUUGACGGGACCCUUUAUCAGUGGACAGCUCAUCACGAGAAAUGAUGGGAACUAUCUCUAUGCCCAACUCUUUGCCGGUUCCUCUGUGCUGGUGGCUACGCUCCUUGCCCUGGCUCUAAGAACUUGCCGCGCGGGGUUGAAAUUAAAUGUAAAAGUAUGA